AUGGGUUACGGUGAAUAUGGUGCUGCAUCUGGUUAUUUUCCGUCACAACAACCGAAUCCCAAUAUUUGGGAAUCGAGCAAUGUCUUAUCUGAAGAAGAUGAGGCAAAUGAAGAAUGCGAGGAUGAUGGUGAGGGAAAUGAAACUCCUUCUCCCCAUCAAAACUUCACUCAAAUGUUACAGCAACCACUCCAAUCAACUCCGGAAUUUCGUGUUAGUGGUUCAAACAAUAGAGGUUGGUCGCGAUCAGAAACUGCGGCUCUUAUAUCCGGCUACAUGAACACCAACACCGACAUAAUUACCGGCACAAAUCAAAAGAAGGGUGUAUUUUGGAAGAGAGUCUUGGACGCAUACGAUGCUGCCAGGGAAUCGAAUGCAGAUGAAAUAUCCCUACGAACUAUUAGCAGUUUGAAGGGAAGGUGGAUGCGAAUCUCUGAAGCCGUGUUAAAGUGGUGCGGAAGCUAUGAUAAGGCCCGGAAGCGAAAGGGAAGUGGCUAUAACGAAGAUGAUGUUAUCCAAGAGGCCCACAAAAUCCAUGAGAACUCAUUCGGACGAUUCACCUUCUACGAGGAAUGGAUCCAAUUAAGGAAGUGGGACAAAUUCCGGUCUUUCUUGGACCAACAAACAUCCAAGCCUUCGGUGGGACGUCCACAUUCAACUCCACUGACGGAUGAGUCUGUAGGGAGCGGAAGUAGUGGGAAGAGGACACGGGAUGAGGGUGACAAUUCCUCACCUACUACACCAACCAGCGUGGGUGUCGGUGAUGAGAGAGUAGCUCGUGCUGAAGGUAUUAAAAAGGCUAAGUCGAGAUUGAAGGGUAAAGCUCCAUCAAGUCAAGCAUUUAAGGAAUAG
This is a messenger RNA of Chenopodium quinoa (quinoa), 849 nucleotides long. RefSeq names its product glutathione S-transferase T3-like. The record is from RefSeq and is a predicted model, not a curated record. NCBI's taxonomy places the organism in Eukaryota, Viridiplantae, Streptophyta, Magnoliopsida, Caryophyllales, Amaranthaceae. The transcript has a single exon. The coding region runs from base 1 to 849 and encodes 282 amino acids.